UCCUCACCCUCUCCUCUCACUUUCUCUGCCUGUAGGCCUUUCUUUUCUGUUUCUGUCUUUGCACCGGCAGCAUAGAGAGUCGCGAGCGAGCCGUUCGCGCCUGCAGCCUUUGAUACCCCGAUAGAUUUCUCUGUCUUUCACCUCGUUCCGGGCGUCCCAGACCGCCAUUUAAGCCUCGCCCGCUUUAUCUGCGCCCACAAAGCGCUCUCUCAACCCCGCCAACCUCCAAUUCCGAUCGCGGACUGCACUCGACACAGCUCGCAAGAAUGGCACCCGCUGCAACUGACGCCGCGCCGCACACCGCGAAGACGGUGAAGUCCGAGAACUCCAAGUCCCUCAAGGUGCUCGAGGAGCUCCUCGGGAAGUUGACCAUUUCGAAGGCCCAGGACGAGAUCAACGCCGCCGCGCUUGACCUCGCCACCUUCAUCAACGGCGACAUCGAGGAGGGCGAUGCCCCCACAAAGGCUGUUGAACUGCUGAAGAAGCAGCUCGGCAACAAGAAGGAUGCUGUCGCCCGCGAGCGUGCGCUAGACGCCAUCCGCGCCAUCGCCCAGCACUCCACCGUCUCCCCCGCCGUCGAGCCCUACCUCGUUGCCCUCCUGCCGAACACGCUUGCCGCGGUGGCAGACAAGAUGAGCGCCGUCAAGGUCGCUGCCCAGACUGCCUCCGAGGCCAUCGUCAGCGGCGCGAACCCGAACGCCGUCAAGGCCAUCAUCCCGCACAUCAUCCACUCGCUCGAGACUACACUGAAGUGGCCCGAGAAGAUGACCGAUCUGAAGUGCAUUGAGAUCCUCUGCAAGAGCGCCCCCGCUCAGACGGCCUUCCGCGUCCCCGACCUAAUCCCCGUCAUUUCUGGUGCUAUGUGGGACACCAAGCCUGAAGUCAAGAAGACUGCGUACAGCACAAUGGAGAAGCUCUGCGCUCUGAUCUCCAACAAGGAUAUCGAGCGCUUCAUUCCCGAGCUUAUCAAGUGUAUCGCUAAGCCAGAGAACGUCCCCGAGACCGUUCAUCUGCUUGGUGCUACCACCUUCGUCACCGACGUCCACGAGCCGACCCUGGCUAUCAUGGUGCCCCUGCUCGAGCGCGGUCUCGUCGAGCGCGAGACUGCCAUCAAGCGAAAGUCGGCCGUUAUUGUCGACAACAUGUGCAAGCUCGUCGAGGAUCCCCAGAUCGUCGCUGCUUUCCUGCCUAAGCUGAUGCCCGCCCUCGAGAAGAACCACGAGACUCUCGCCGACCCCGAGGCCCGUGAGAAGACCCGCCAGGGUCUCGACACUCUCAUCCGCGUCGGCCACGUCAAGGAUGGCAAGAUCCCCGAAAUCUCCAAGGCCGGUGACAUCGCCACUGUUGCGGCCAACCUCAAGGCGGUCAUCCCGUCAAAGCACAAGAUUGACGCCAAGCUCGACCCUGUGGUCAACUACAUCGGCGCCAUCGGCGGCCAGCUCAUCGACGAGAAGGACCACGAGCUGAUCAGUUGGCAGAGCAACUGCGGCCCAUUCAUCGCCACCCUCGUUGGUGAUGACGACGCCAAGUCUGUCGCCGACGCUCUCCGCAAGAAGUCCGCUCCCGGCGCUGCUGAAGAGGACGAGGCUGAGCCCGACGAGGAGGAGGGCGAGGAUCUCUGCAACUGCACGUUCAACUUAGCGUAUGGUGCUAAGAUUCUCCUCAACCAGACUCACCUUCGCCUGAAGCGCGGCCAGCGUUAUGGCCUGCUCGGCCCCAACGGUUCCGGCAAGACCACCCUCAUGCGCGCCAUCAAUAACGAGCAAGUCGAGGGCUUCCCUAAGCAGAACGAGGUCAAGACUGUCUACGUUGAGCACGACCUCGACUCUGCCGACACCGAGCAGACUGUCAUCGAGUGGACAAUGAAGAAGUUGAGUUCCGUUGGCAUCGAGAAGCCGCAGAGUGAGGUCGAGAACACGCUGGUCGAGUUCGGCUUCGCCAAGGACCAGCUCGUUGGCCCGAUCACCUCCCUCUCCGGUGGUUGGAAGAUGAAGCUCGCCCUCGCUCGUGCCGUGUUCGAGGAGCCCGAUAUCCUGCUUCUCGACGAGCCGACGAAUCACUUGGACGUCAAGAACGUGAAGUGGUUGGAGGACUAUCUAAUCAACUCGCCUUGCACGUCCAUUGUCAUCUCUCACGACAGCAAGUUCUUGAACAACAUCAUCCAGCACGUUAUCCACUACGAGCGCUUCAAGCUGAAGCGCUACCGUGGUAACCUCGAUGCUUUCGUCAAGCGUGUGCCAUCCGCCCGCUCUUACCACGAGCUCGGUGCCUCCGAGAUGGAGUUCAAGUUCCCCGAGCCCGGUUUCCUUGAGGGUGUCAAGACCAAGGCUAAGGCCAUUGUCCGUGUCAACAACAUGACCUUCCAGUACCCCGGUACCUCGAAGCCUCAGAUUUCGGACAUCACCUUCCAGUGCUCGCUCGGUUCGCGUAUUGCCGUCAUCGGCCCCAAUGGUGCCGGCAAGUCUACUCUCGUUAAUGUCUUGACCGGCGAGCUUGUCCCUACAUCUGGCGAGGUCUACCAGCACGAGAACAUCCGUAUCGCCUAUAUCAAGCAGCACGCCUUCGCCCACAUCGACCACCACUUGGACAAGACACCCUCUGAGUACAUCCAGUGGCGCUUCCAGACUGGUGAGGACCGCGAGACCAUGGAUCGAGCCAACAAGAUCGUCACCGAGGAGGACGAGAAAGCCAUGGACAAGAUCUACAAGAUCGAGGGCACUUCCCGACGUGUCAUUGGUAUCAACUCCCGUAGGAAGUUCAAGAACUCCUAUGAGUACGAGUGCUCGUUCGCUCUGGGUGAGAACAUCGGCCAGAAGAACGAGAGGUGGACGCCAAUGAUGACUGCCGACAACGCCUGGAUUCCUCGCAAUGAGCUGCUCUCUUCGCACGCUAAGAUGGUUGCCGAGGUUGAUCAGAAGGAGGCUCUCGCGAGCGGUCAGUUCCGCCCCCUGGUCCGCAAGGAGAUCGAGUCGCACUGUGCCAACUUCGGUCUCGACACUGAGUUGGUCUCACACUCCCGCAUGCGUGGUCUGUCUGGUGGCCAGCGUGUCAAGGUCGUCCUUGCUGCUUGCUCAUGGCAGCGCCCGCAUUUGAUCGUCCUUGACGAGCCCACUAACUACCUCGAUCGCGACUCACUCGGUGCCUUGUCCAAGGCCCUGAAGGCCUUCGAGGGUGGUGUCAUCAUCAUCACCCACUCCGCCGAGUUCACCAAGAACCUUACGGAGGAAGUCUGGGCCGUUAUGGAUGGCAAGAUGACGCCGUCUGGUCACAAUUGGGUGCAGGGUCAGGGCUCUGGUCCGCGGUUGCAGGAGAAGGGUGAGGAAGAAGAGAAGUUUGAUGCCAUGGGUAACAAGAUUGAGGGUGGGGGAAAGAAGAAGAAAUUGUCGAGCGCCGAGAUGCGAAAGAAGAAGAAGGAGCGCAUGGCGCGUCGCAAGCGCGGCGAGGAGGUUUUCUCCGAUGAGGACGAUUGAGCAGCUGACGGGCGAUGAAAAGUUUCCUUUUGCUUAUGCUCCCGAGAUGUGCAUGCUGGCUACCGCCUGAGACGUUGCGACGCCAGCCUACGACAGUAAUGCGAGCAGGAGCGGUCAUGGUCGGCGUCUGGAUAUGAAAAUUAUCAUGAAGGCUUUACUAAGCUUUUGUUGACGGUUGCAUCUCGUAGAG
Messenger RNA from Trematosphaeria pertusa, 3660 nucleotides. RefSeq names its product ARM repeat-containing protein. The record is from RefSeq and is a predicted model, not a curated record. Lineage: Eukaryota; Fungi; Ascomycota; Dothideomycetes; Pleosporales; Trematosphaeriaceae. Gene Ontology annotation, molecular function: ATP hydrolysis activity; translation elongation factor activity; ATP binding. The transcript is spliced from 3 exons. The coding region runs from base 267 to 3470 and encodes 1067 amino acids.